AUGACCGAGGCCACCAAGCAAGCUACCCCUGACCACAAGCGGCGCCCUCGGAGACAGAGUGCCCCAACCAAGUCACGGUCUCGGGCAGGCUGCCUCACAUGUAAAUCCAAACAUAUCAAAUGCGACGAAAAGCGCCCGAGCUGCCAGAAAUGCACCGACAAGGGUUUACGAUGCGGAGGCUACUGGAAAGGCUUCAAAUGGUCCUACAAGCACCAGCCCAACGCCCUGGAUGACGACGAGCAGUCUCCGCCCAGAGACAACCAAUUCGACGAUCUUUCCUUCGACCACAACAAGGACGACGCCGUCUUGAAUAAUGCUCCCGAUAUUAUAAUAGGCAGUGCCGAUCGGGCAUCGUCGGUCCCUCGAGUCUUGCCAUACCAGCUUGACGAGGAUAUCGAAGAGCUGGGUAUGCUCUCUGCCUUGGAUAAAUCCUCGCAGGAUUCUUCCUGGGUACUGGGCGCCAACCUUGCCUUUGACUUCAUGUCCGACUCGUGCUCCGAAACCAGCUUGGUGCCCCAGCUCGGUGCUGAGAUGGAGCCUGCGAUGUCCUUGUCCAACCUGAAAAUAGGAAAUCCCCAAUUACCUACUGCUGUCCCUCCUCCUGCAGUUGCACUUCCCCAGCCAAUUCCUCGGACACCGCGAAUAUCAAUGGGCGGUUCCGACGCAACGCUGACUCUCAUCAGCAGCUGGUUUGACCAGGUAUGUCCAGCAUGGUCUGCCUUUGACUCCGACAGCAAUCUGAACCGGAAGCUUGCGGGGGAUCUGUGGCACAACUCCGCCACUGUGUUCAAUUCGCUGCAGAGCAUGUCGGCCAGCUUCCUUGCUGCCCGGUUACCGCAGAUGCGGCCGUCCGCACUGAAUCUUUUGCGGACGGCGACAGUCUGCAUCCAGGCAGAGGCUCGCUCCAUCAGAGCCAAGGCACAGUUGGACACGAUACCUACUGGCCUUCUCUUCUCUCUCUUUUGCUUAGGCACGACUGUGUGCUGGCUGGACUCCGGGCGCAUGGGCUUACCCUUCCUGAAGGAAGCGAAGCUCCUUCUCUGUCGUCUACGGCAGCAAUUUGUGCCCAUGCGGAAUGAAGACCUGGAACAGUUGACCUUUUUCAAGAAGAGCCUUCUCUAUUGGGAGAUGCUCCUCGUGGUGGUGGAUGACAUGGAUCCGACAGACACGCUGGAGAGCCCGUCCGAAGAACAGAUGCAGCCUCAGGAAGCAACAGGCGAGGGGAUCAUCGAUAUGCUGCCUCAUCCUUGGACGGGCGUGUCGUCCCGGACGCAGCGUCUCUUUUCUCAAUCAAUCGGGCUCUGCCGAGCGUACCGGAAAAAGCUAUCCAUGCCUCUCGGCUCACUACGGGAUCUCCCAGCGGGCAUGCAGGAUCUGGAGGAAGCCCAAAAGAUUGAAGAACAGCUCUUGGAGCUUGAAUUCUCACCUUUCGCUGCCCUGGCUGACCUCAACGACACCGGAGACCAGCGCACGCCGUGGCUUCACCUGACCUUCGUGGCAGAGGCAUACCAGCUCGCGUCAUUACUCCAGCUCUACGUUACAUUCCCCGAGCUCGUGUCAAUGCGGCUGCCCAGAGAGUCGGCUUUCCCAUGGAACGGGCCUGUGCCCUGGGACAAGUGGAUUGUCCCCCUCACCCUGCGUCUCGUGAAGCUGCUGGAGCAGGUCCCGCCGGACUCGGGCAGCCGCGUGAUCCAGCCCAUGCUCUACAUCUGCGCCAGCACGGGACUGCGCUACGAGUACGGCGCGAAAUUCGACACAGAGCAGACGGGCUUCUCCCCGUCCGACGCAAGGAACAUCGAGAUGGGUGUCUCAUUCGACGACAGCUCAGACAUCUUGGGCUACAUUGAUCAGAUCUACAAGUCGGGCAAUGGGGAGCCGGCGUCACCGGAGGCUGUAUCGCGCAUGGGACUCGAGGUCGCCAACGCCCGCGCGUUCAUCAUGAAACGGCUGGACCUGCUGGAGAGCACCCUGCAGCCGCGGCCGGUCAUGGUUGCCAAGGAGCUGGUGAAGGCCGUCUGGGCCGCGUAUGACGCCGAGCCUGCGGGAUUUACUUCUGUGCACUGGUUCGAUGUGAUGGAUUCGCAGGAUCUGCGGUCGCUUUUUGGCUAG
This is a messenger RNA of Clonostachys rhizophaga, 2109 nucleotides long. The record is from the annotation of a GenBank genome assembly. NCBI's taxonomy places the organism in Eukaryota, Fungi, Ascomycota, Sordariomycetes, Hypocreales, Bionectriaceae.